CCAUUUCAAAAUUUCGCUGGCGGCGGACUUCUUGCCCAAAAUUUUUCGCGUUAAUAUCUAGGAGCCUCUCCCCAACCACGAUUCUUUGGUAUCUUCAUUGCAACAUCAACCCAACGAAACAACCAUAAAUCACACACCUCUAGAUUCAGAUCCGCUCUCAACUUUCGAGAGCAUCUAAUCUAGUUAAUUUCAACACUUCAGUUUUUUUCUUAAAAGCUGUUGCUGUCGCAAAACCUUCGCUUCAUUUGCGGUCGGUUUUCGCAUUCUUCCCUACCCCACCAACUACCACCGCCUAUUUUCGAGAUUUCAGGCCGGGCGCUUGAUUUCUCGUCUUCUACGGAAACCUAACCGCAAUCAUGGCUGACAAGGGAUUGGAGGACAUCGAGCAGAGUCAAAUCGAGUCCAACUACGAUGAAACCGUCGAGUCUUUCGAUGAGAUGAACCUGAAGUCCGAGCUGCUUCGAGGUGUCUAUGCCUACGGUUUCGAGCGCCCCUCUGCCAUCCAGCAGAGGGCUAUCAUGCCUGUCGUCAAGGGCCACGAUGUCAUUGCUCAGGCCCAGUCUGGCACUGGAAAGACCGCUACUUUCUCCAUCUCCGUUCUCCAGAAGAUCGACCCCCAGCUGAAGGCUUGCCAGGCUUUGAUCCUCGCACCCACCCGUGAGCUGGCUCAGCAGAUCCAGAAGGUCGUCAUCGCCCUUGGUGACUUCAUGAGCAUCGAGUGCCACGCAUGCAUUGGUGGUACCAGCGUUCGUGAUGACAUGAAGGCUCUCCAGGACGGUCCCCAGGUCGUCGUCGGCACCCCCGGUCGUGUCCAGGACAUGAUCCAGCGUCGUUUCCUCAAGACCGACAGCAUGAAGAUGUUUGUCCUCGAUGAGGCCGAUGAGAUGUUGUCUCGUGGUUUCACCGAGCAGAUCUACGACAUCUUCCAGCUCCUUCCCCAGUCCACCCAGGUUGUUCUUCUGUCCGCCACCAUGCCCCAGGACGUCUUGGAGGUCACCACCAAGUUCAUGCGCGACCCCGUCCGUAUCCUCGUCAAGAAGGACGAGCUUACCCUUGAAGGUAUCAAGCAGUUCUACAUUGCCGUUGAGAAGGAGGAGUGGAAGCUUGACACCCUGUCGGAUCUUUACGAGACCGUCACCAUCACCCAAGCCGUCAUCUUCUGCAACACCCGCAGAAAGGUCGACUGGCUCACCGACAAGCUUACCGCCCGUGACUUCACUGUCUCGGCCAUGCACGGUGAUAUGGACCAGGCUCAGCGUGAUCUUAUCAUGAAGGAGUUCCGAUCCGGCUCUUCCCGUGUCCUGAUCGCCACUGACCUUUUGGCCCGUGGUAUCGAUGUCCAGCAGGUUUCUCUGGUCAUCAACUACGACCUUCCCGCCAACCGCGAGAACUACAUCCACCGUAUCGGUCGUGGUGGUCGUUUCGGCCGAAAGGGUGUCGCCAUCAACUUCGUCACCGCCGAGGAUGUCCGCAUGAUGAGAGAGAUUGAGCAGUUCUACAGCACCCAGAUCGAGGAAAUGCCGAUGAACGUGGCCGACCUCAUCUAAGCACCUCGUAUGCACCGUCGUUUUCACACAAAAGUUGUCUUUGUUUGCUCAUCGCAUAAGGGAUAAAUCGCAAGUCUUCGACAUUGUCCUGUGGAGGGCUUUUGGGGGAUCUGAUAGACUGGAGGGGGGAGUUUUUGCCUUUUCCGCCUACGAUUGCUUCAUGACUACAUGACCAGUAAUGAUAGGCGACAGGCAAACGAUCUUGAUGCAUGUGGAAGUCAUGGCUAGAUAUCUAGCGCCUAAUUUUGCACAACAGGUGCACGGUAUCGGUCAACUAAAACUCGUUGACUCGUGGUUGCUUUCUUUUGUCAUCCUUGUAUCUAGGCCACGAGUUCGCACCCGAAUAAAAACCUGGAAAAGUA
Molecule: messenger RNA, 1909 nt
Organism: Truncatella angustata
Lineage: Eukaryota; Fungi; Ascomycota; Sordariomycetes; Amphisphaeriales; Sporocadaceae
Product: ATP-dependent RNA helicase eIF4A
Exons: 4
Coding region: 357-1547 (396 amino acids)
Molecular function (GO): RNA binding; RNA helicase activity; ATP binding
Source: RefSeq, a predicted model, not a curated record